Parnassius mnemosyne (clouded apollo) is the source of this 315-nucleotide messenger RNA. Lineage: Eukaryota; Metazoa; Arthropoda; Insecta; Lepidoptera; Papilionidae. The record is from the annotation of a GenBank genome assembly.
AUGGACUCGGACGAAGAAGGUUUAAUUGCGCUACUUUUGAUAAAAAGACGUCGUCGUAGAAGACGAAACCGUAGUUAUUGGAUACAUCCAAUUUUAACGAAUGUACACAAAUGCAACGAACAUUUCGAUAAUCUUCUAAAACCAUCCAAAAAAGUUUUUCAAACAUUUUCGUUUAAGUAUAGGUACGUUUUGGGAACUACAUGCUCUAUUAUAUGCUGGAUUAAAGCACCACGACACCAACAUGCGGAAAAGCAUCGCACCUGCGGAAAGACUAGCUAUCACAUUAAGGUAUCUAGGAACUGGAUGCUCGUUUGA